Molecule: messenger RNA, 1100 nt
Organism: Nerophis lumbriciformis (worm pipefish)
Lineage: Eukaryota; Metazoa; Chordata; Actinopteri; Syngnathiformes; Syngnathidae
Gene: srxn1
Product: sulfiredoxin 1 homolog (S. cerevisiae)
Biological process (GO): cellular response to oxidative stress
Cellular component (GO): cytoplasm
Molecular function (GO): sulfiredoxin activity
Source: RefSeq, a predicted model, not a curated record
CUAUCUAUAUAUCUAUCUAUCUAUCUAUCUAUCUAUCUAUCUAUCUAUCUAUCUAUCUAUCUAUCUAUCUAUCUAUCUAUCUAUCUAAGUGUUUACGGAAGUGUCUUUAAGAUUGACAGUGACAACAGCCAAUUAAAAGCUUUGCUAAAACCUAUACCACGCCCCAUUCAUGCCACAUCGCGGAAGUAGAGUAACGAGUAACUGUCUGGGUGUUGUUUUGGAACAAUGUUCAGUUUGUUGGCGCGGCAAAAGAACAUUCUGGUCAGUGUGGGUUUCUGCCGAAUAAACCAGUCGAUGAUGACCUCUCCGGGUAAUAUUAAAACAGACGACAGCGGGUCUAUUCACUCAAGUGGUCGCCAGGAAGUUCAAGACGUUCCGAUUGACGUCAUAAUCAGACCAUUUCCACUGGUUCUGGACGAAGAGAAAGUCCAGAGUCUCAUCAACACAUUAAAGGCAGGAGCAGACAUCCACGUUGUUCCUCCCAUCGAUGUGCUCUGGAUCAAAGGAAAAGAAGGUGGAAAUUACUUCUACUCUUUUGGCGGCUGUCACCGCUUUGCUGCCUACCAGAGAAUGAAAAUGCAUUCUAUCCCUGCCAAAAUCAUCAAAUCAACCAUCUCAGACCUCAGUACUUACCUGGGUGCUUCAACACCUGAUCUGCGGUGACAAUGGCACUUAAAAGAAAUUAUAGGCAGGAUACUGCAUGUUUUUAUUUCUCAUUGUCCCUUUUGGAAUUAUUACUUCAGACAGUGAGUCUAUAGCAGAUGAUUUUCCAGCAGGGGGCAGUAAAACUCUGCUGUCAAAUUCUUCCAUUUUUUUUAAAGAUUUACUGUAUAUUGUCAACUAUUUGAGUGAUCCUUGUUAAACAUUUUGACAUAUUAGUAAAAUGCAAGUGAUAAAUCAGCAAUCAUUUUUAAUUCUGUGUUUUCAGAUAGUAUAGUGAUCUACAUCAGGACUUUAUAGUAUUUUACAUUAUUAUGUGUGUCACAGCUCUCACCUAAAAUAGGGAGAAAGAUCUAUCCAUAGAAGAUAAGAGUAAAAUACUACAUUGGUUUUAAUGCAAAAGUGUAGUAUUGCAAUUAGAAUAUAUUAUCAAUAACAUA